GAAACAAGGCAUUGCAACGUUCCUGGGAUUGAAUUGCAGCCCUCAUCGGAAAUCGUUCUCCUCACAGAAACGGUUGCGGCGGCGCAGUGCGUAUUUGGUGCGGACAGUCAAAAGGGGGGCGGCUAAGCAAAUUUUAUCUAGCAUCUUCCCUAUCUGCCAGUGCUGUUCUAAAAGUAUAAUUUCGGUCUCCCAAUUGAUUGUCUCACAGGAAUGUAUCAACAAACAGACGCAGUGACCUCCCCAACAGAGAAAAUCGUGCUGAAAAGCACCUCAACAGUUUCCCUCAACGAUCGCUUCACGACUAUGCUGAAGAACAAGCAGCCGGAGCCAGUGGAUGUACGAGCCAACAUGCAGCAGCAGCAAGUGGCCAGUGUCCGCAACAGGAGACUGGCUCUGCAGAUGGAGAACAGGACCUCUGUGCAGGCCGCCCUGCAGCCCAAGAGCCUGAAGCAGCGCCUGGGGAAGGGCAACGUCCUGACAAGGCUAGGUCGGCCCAUUGGGACCCUGAUGCGGGGGGCCACCAGAAGCCGAGGGUUUGCUGUAAGGGGACUGCGAGGGAUGAACCGAGGAGGAUUCAGAGUGCAUGGAAACAACAGAUGGGGCUUUUUGAGAGGUGGCUAUGCUUUGAGAGGUGGCUAUGCUUUCAGAGGUGUGAAUCAGAUGCGUGCCCGGGGAGGGGUGACUAAGCUUAGGUUUCGUCAGGGCCUGAGGCUGCAAGGUGGCCAGCUGAACAAUGCUGGAGUGCUGGUGAGCCGCGGAGCCAGGAAUGGACUGGGCCUGAGAGGAAGAGGCAGAGGAGCGGGUCUGGGCCUGCGGGGCCGGGGAGGGUUCAGGUGCAGAGGCAUGGGCAAACCUGAAAAAAUCCCCACCAAAGAGGAGCUGGACAACCAACUAGACAACUACAUGUCAAUGACCAAGAGCCACCUAGACGCAGAGCUGGAUUCCUACAUGGCCAUGGCAGGCUCUGACUACAUGGAGUAGAACCCUGCUGGAAGACUGGGGGAAGCAGCAUCAACAAAUGCAUUGAGGCUAUCCAGAGGUGAUCCAUUUAGUAGAACUGCCCCUCACUGGAAAUAGACGGAAGUGACAACCAGGGUCUCUGGCUUAUUCAGAACUAUUGUUAGAAGAAGCACUAUUUGUGAACCAAUAUGUGGUGGUACAUACAUGCCCAGGAGCAUGUGUUAUGUGGCUUAAUUAGAGCUCUCUAGAGUCAUACUUGAACUGUUUCACACACUUGAGCUGUUACGUUAUUUUCGUAAUUUAUUAAUUUAAUUUAUAAGCUCAGUCCUGAGCAGGGUGGUCUAAAACCUUGCCUAAGAAAAGUAUGAAGGUCUGCAGGACUUGUCUAUGAAAAAAUUACUUGUUCAGUAAAAUCACAAGCAAGCUAACCAAUUCUCUUUGCUCAGGUACAUUAUGAGUUUGUCCAAGACACUGCUCUGUAUAAUAUCCCAGAAAGACUUCACACUACAUAGAUUUGUUGUGUUUUGGUUUACAUGGUUUAUACUACGCACGGUUUUGUCAUGUUUCGCACAAUGUUAUGUUACUCUCAAAAUUGAGUUUCUUUUUUUGGUCAUCUUUUAUUUGUGAAAGACAACGGUACGUACCUCAGCUAGCCAGGUUUGCCUGCAUUGUGGACUUAUAUAGACAUGGAAAUGUUGAUCUAUUUUUAGAUGACAAAUAUUGCUUCCAUUUGUAAUAAGAGGCCUAGUUAUCCAACCUGUUCCUGUUGGGUCAUUUUUUUCAUUCUCAAAAACAUUCCCUAGCUGUUACGAAUAUUCUUAAGGGUGUUUGCUUCAUUUUUGUUAAGUUUUGAUAUGUUUGACAUUGUUUUAAUAAAAUUAUUUUUAAAGGUG
This is a messenger RNA of Coregonus clupeaformis (lake whitefish), 1853 nucleotides long. RefSeq names its product chromatin target of PRMT1 protein. NCBI's taxonomy places the organism in Eukaryota, Metazoa, Chordata, Actinopteri, Salmoniformes, Salmonidae. The transcript has 7 exons. The record is from RefSeq and is a predicted model, not a curated record. Bases 211 to 981 code for a protein of 256 amino acids.